Molecule: messenger RNA, 948 nt
Organism: Orycteropus afer afer
Lineage: Eukaryota; Metazoa; Chordata; Mammalia; Tubulidentata; Orycteropodidae
Product: olfactory receptor 8B3-like
Biological process (GO): G protein-coupled receptor signaling pathway; sensory perception of smell
Cellular component (GO): membrane
Molecular function (GO): olfactory receptor activity; G protein-coupled receptor activity; odorant binding
Source: RefSeq, a predicted model, not a curated record
AUGAGAAUGCUGGGUAGAAAUGACUCCUCAGUGAGUGAAUUUAUCCUGGCUGGGUUAACAGAUAGUCCAGAGCUCCAGAAACCUCUCUUUUACUUGUUCCUAAUGAUCUACAUUGUCACCAUGGUGGGCAAUCUUGGCUUGAUCAUUGUUAUUGGGCUAAAUUCUCACCUUCACACCCCCAUGUACUAUUUCCUCUUCAAUCUGUCCUUCAUUGAUCUCUGCUAUUGUUCUGUUUUCACCCCCAAAAUGUUGAUGAACUUUGUAUCGAAGAAGAAUAUCAUCUCCUACAUUGGAUGCAUGACCCAAUUGUUUUUUUUUCUCUUUUUUGUCAUUUCUGAAUGCUAUCUGUUGACCUCGAUGGCCUAUGAUCGCUAUGUGGCCAUUUGCAACCCUUUGCUAUAUAAGGUCACCAUGUCCCAUCAGGUCUGUUCUGUGCUGACACUUGCUGCAUAUACAAUGGGAUUUGCUGGAGCCACUGCCCACACAGUCUGCAUGCUUAGACUAACCUUCUGCAAUGCUAAUAUUAUCAACCAUUACUUGUGUGACAUCCUCCCUCUCCUCCAACUAUCUUGUACCAGCACCUAUGUCAACGAGGUAGUAGUUCUCAUUGUGGUGGGUAUCAACAUUACAGUUCCCAGUUUUACCAUCCUAAUUUCUUAUAUUUUCAUCCUCAUUAGUAUUCUUCAUAUCAAGUCCACUCAAGGAAGAUCAAAAGCCUUCAGCACCUGUAGCUCUCACAUCAUUGCUAUUUCUCUUUUUUUUGGGUCAGCUGUAUUUAUGUAUCUUAAGUAUUCUGUGAAAUCUAUGGAUCAGGGGAAAGUUUCGUCUACUUUCUAUACUAAUGUGGGACCCAUGCUUAACCCUGUGAUCUACAGUUUGAGGAACCAGGAUGUCAAAGUAGCUCUAAGGAAAGUCUUAGUUAAAAUCCAUAGGAGAAACAUAUUUUAA